AUGUUCCAGUUUUCAGCUGUGAGGCUUUUACUCCACCAAAGACCUCGCGAUCUGACACUUUCAGACCAAGGGAGGGGCACAAAUCUUCUCCCUCCAAUCGAGGCAUGCAGCUCGUCAAUCUCUACUCUGGAUCUGGCUUUUGCGUUCGUCCAACGCUGUCUUUCCACCCACGAUGAAUGCGUAUCUUUGGGGUCGUCAACGUCGAAAUGGCUACCUACUCGACUUGUCGACAUAGGGUUUGAGGGCGACCACCAAUGGAGGCUGAUUGAAACUGCAGAAGAAACGACAGACACGGCCCAAUCGUACAUGACUCUACGCUAUCGUUGGAGCCUUCACCCUCAGCUUCUUCUUCUAUCAUCUAACUUGGAGUCUUUCCAGUUUGGAAAUCCUAUUGAACAGCUACCUUUGACAUUUCGAGACGCCGUCGUCGUUGCUCGCCACUUCGGAGUCCGAUAUCUUUGGAUCGAUUGUUUAUGUAUUAUUCAAAAUUCAGACACCGACUGGGAAGCGGAAGCUCCCAUGAUGCGGGACGUUUACGCCAAUUCAUUGUGCAAUAUCGCUGCGUCCGCUUCGAGGGAUCCCGAUGGCGGGCUUUUUCGCGAGCGAGACCCCAAGAAAAUCCGCCCUUGGACGGUGAAAUCAACUCUCUCAAGCGGGUCAAUGGAAAAGCACUUCAUGCUUUCAUGCGGUUACUGGGAAACACAGCUCAUGCACGGCGGUCUUCAUGAGCGUGGCUGGGUUUUUCAAGAGUGUUUUCUCGCCCCGCGCGUACUAUACUUCGCAAAAACCCAGGUUCUGUGGGAAUGCAGCGAGACCCACGGAUGUGAGGCAUUUCCUGAAGGAAUACCGGAUUUUGAGCCACGGAAAGACGGCAUUUCUGGGCCUAGUGCGUCAAUCGCAACAUGGUUGUCUUUGGCUGAAGAGUUUUCACGUUGCGAACUCACGCACCCUGAAGACCGUCUGUAUGCAUUCGCCGGCAUAGCAAAGCUUUUUCAGGAGACAACCGGUUAUCAUUAUCUUGCCGGUGUAUGGAAGGAGGGAUUGCUGUAUCAACUUGCUUGGUUUGUGCAAUGCCCUGUCCCGAGAGUUUCCAAGCGAUACAGGGCGCCAUCAUGGUCUUGGGCAUCCAUUGAUGGUGAGACGAGAUUCACAUCCUCUACAUCUGAGACGGUUCAGUUCUUCGCUAGGAUCAUUGAUGUGCAUGUCACAACAAAAGAUCCUGAAUCUAUGGUUGAUGUCUUCGAUGGAUUUAUCAAACUCAGCUGCCCCUUUUUCACCGCCUCUUACUCUCGGGCCAGCAAGAGGGAACCACUCUGCCUUGAGAUCAGGCAACGUCAUGCUCGGUUUCUACUAAGACCCAUUUGGAGACCAAACACACAGGACGAGCAAAGUCUCAUAGGGGAAGGGACGAUUGACUUUUUUCUUUUUAGCCAGGCCUACAGAUUUGGAACCCGAUGCGACAUUGAAUGCAUCGUGGUAGAACGUGCCACUGCGAAAGGCUUGUGCAAGAGGAUCGGAAUAUUUGGACUAGAUAACGAAUAUAUUAGUGACGUAGAGGUCAUCAUGGCGCUGGGCAAGAUGGAGCACAAAAUCAUCACCCUCAUUUAA
Molecule: messenger RNA, 1608 nt
Organism: Colletotrichum aenigma
Lineage: Eukaryota; Fungi; Ascomycota; Sordariomycetes; Glomerellales; Glomerellaceae
Exons: 2
Coding region: 1-1608 (535 amino acids)
Source: RefSeq, a predicted model, not a curated record